Microdochium trichocladiopsis is the source of this 840-nucleotide messenger RNA. RefSeq lists its product as uncharacterized. The record is from RefSeq and is a predicted model, not a curated record. The transcript is spliced from 3 exons. NCBI's taxonomy places the organism in Eukaryota, Fungi, Ascomycota, Sordariomycetes, Xylariales, Microdochiaceae. The coding region runs from base 129 to 500 and encodes 123 amino acids. Gene Ontology annotation, biological process: endoplasmic reticulum to Golgi vesicle-mediated transport.
AAGGCUACACGGGCGGCGGUAGCAGCGGCAGCAGCCACGACGCCUCGAGGAGGCAGUUCUCGGCGAGUCCCUCGGUGGGCGGCGGUUACGGAUAUGGCGGCGGCAGCGGGAGCGGCAGCGGCAGUGGCAUGGGAGGGCCGACACAUCUAGGUGCGCCGGCUGGGCUGGGCCAGUACCGCGCUGCGACGCCGAACAAGAGGGGCCAAUACAGCGACGCGGUGCUCAACGAGCUCGAGAGCCAGAAUGACGCGCAGGUCGAGGGCAUUCUAGGCAAAGUCAAGAUCCUCAAGGAUAUGACGGUAGCAAUCGGCGACGAGAUCCGCGACUCGUCCGCCUUUGCCGAGAAGAUGAACGACACCUUCGACUCGACGCGGUUACGCCUGCGGGGCACGAUGAACCGCAUGAUGAUCAUGGCUGAGCGCACGGGCGUCGGCUGGAAGGCGUGGCUCGGCUUCUUCGCCGCCGUGGUGCUCAUCUUCAUGUACGUCUGGCUGUUUUGAAGCCUGGGAAGGGGUUGGGCUGGGCUGGGCUGGACGCAACAGGUUUGGGUAAUUAUGAUUGGGAAGUGAGCGAAAGGACAAAGGGUCAUGUUAACUGGGCUGGGAGGCGGCAGGGAUGUGAAGAUAAAAUAAGGUUUCAAAGCGAGCAUAUGCCUUUAUUGCGGAUUGCCGUGUUUGUGUUGUGCAACUGGGCAACAGUAUUUCUCCAUAUGCCAAAGGGUGCCCGUGCAAUGCUAUAGCUCAGCAGAUCUGGGGUUGCGAAUCUAACGUGGAACUGAGCUGCCCGCGACUUUAGGCUGCCAAACGCCGGAUGCCAGUCCAGAGGAACCAGUAGAUGUAC